UUUUUUUCACACUUUAGUAAACAACAUGGCGAUUCACGGACUAGCCCUGCUAGUCAACUGAUCGAAACCUGUGUAGAGCAACUUCCAGUCUUACAAGUCAUGUGUGACAGACCAGGCUGACUUCUUAGAAAUAGUAAACCGUCCAGUUCGGGUCGAUACGACUGAGAACCGAGCUGUCACGAAGACUGUCAAAGGCCCUCGGGGUUUAUGGGCUCUCAGUCUAGUUCUGGGAUGUCUGGUGGAAGAGGUUCUUCCAGUGGCAACCCAGCAGAGCAGUCCGAAGCAGCAGAACCGAAUCAGAGCAGCAGCCGAGGCCGCAGGACGGCCGACAGGCAACAGGGAGAAGAAGGACAGUCUGCUUCGGAGGAGGACGUCGAUUUAGCUGAAGUGCUGGCUUAUCUAUUGAGAAGGGGCCAGGUUAGGCUGGUCCAUGGCAGCGGAGCCACAGGGCUUCAGUUGGUCCAGUCACACUCGGACUCUGACGAUGAAAGCGAAGGGGCCUGGGAUGGACGUCUGGGUGACCGCUACAAUCCACCAGUGGACACCCAGCCGGACACACAUGAAAUCGACAGCAGCGAGAUCCGAACACAGAUCCUGCUUGCUACUGCCUCGUCGUCCUUGAAAAGCCGUCACAGCUUCACCUACAUGCUAACAGAGAGGGAACAAGGCCGUUGUCGAGGUUCUAGUUUUUCUCAUGGAGAGUGCAGCCGUAUACGAACACAUUUCCUGCCAAACCACGUGUCCCAUAAGGAUACGUACCAGCAGAAAGCCUUUUGUGGAGUUUACAGUGAAGAUGGCAACCUGUUCCUCUCUGCCUGCCAAGACCAGGUCAUUCGUUUGUACGACACAAGCAAAGGCCGCUUCCAUCUUCAGCGGACGGUGAGGGCGCGGGACGUGGGUUGGAGCGUACUGGACGUCUGCUUCACUCCCGAUGCUCGACAUGUGCUGUACUCCAGCUGGUCUGACUACAUUCAUUUGUGCAGUAUAGAUGGAGACAGUGAAAACCACACCGCCCUGGACCUCAAUCCAGAUGAGAGGAGGUUCUGUGUGUUCUCACUGACAGCGUCAACAGAUGGCAAAGAGAUUCUGGGCGGAGCAAAUGAUGGCUGCCUUUACGUUUUUGAUCUGGAACAGAACAGACGGACGCUGAAGAUUGACGCCCACGAAGACGACGUGAAUGCGGUGGCGUUCGCCGACUCUUCGUCCCAGCUGCUCUUCUCUGGCAGCGACGACGCUCUGUGCAAGGUGUGGGACAGGAGGACGCUACGAGAAGACCGACCGCAGCCCGUCGGACAGCUGGCUGGCCAUCGAGAUGGCAUCACCUUCAUCCACAGCAAGGGGGAUGCGCGCUAUCUAAUCAGCAACUCCAAGGACCAGUCCAUCAAGCUGUGGGAUGUCAGGAAGUUCUCACCCAAAGAGGGGCUGGCUGCCUCCCGCCUGGCCGUCACCCAGCAGAACUGGGAUUACCGCUGGCAGCAGGUUCCCCAGAGAGCUCUAAAGAAGCACAAACUGACAGGUGACACUUCGGUGAUGACGUACCGUGGACACGGCGUUCUCCACACCCUCAUCCGCUGCCGCUUCUCUCCGGAGUUCAGCACCGGUCAGAGAUACAUUUACUCGGGCUGCUCCACCGGCAAAAUCAUCAUUUAUGACGUGCUGAGCGGAGCCGUGGUUUCCAGGCUGUUGGGUCAUGACGCGUGCGUGCGGGACGUCAGCUGGCACCCGUAUGAGGCCAGCAUCAUCAGCAGCUCUUGGGACGGCGCGGUGCGAAUGUGGGAGCACAGGCAGACCCAUCCCCUAGAGGAGGACCGAGAGCGGGAGCACAACCGACAGUAGAAGAGGAGCAACGAGACGAAGAAGGGGAUGUGACAUCACAAUAGACGGGGACGAAGCUUAAGUCGGUUUUCUGACGCUUUUAAGCUCAGAGCGACCGUGAGAGAUGUAUAAUACUUUUUAAAAUGUAAUUCUGGGUAUUAUUAAGUCCAGUCCACGUUAAGCAUGGCUGUGAAGUAUUCAUUUGGACAGUGUGGCUCUUUGUCCAGCGCAGAGGAGAGCACUGAGGGAAACUCCAGGUUGUCCCUCGCAGCUCAACCCAACCGCAGCCUCUGGCCUAAAAUGCUUCAUGCUGAAAGCUGUGGAAAUUAAACGCUUCGUUAGAUCCAGUAAAUGUCAGAAAGUGCGGGGAUCCUGAGAGAAAUCUGUACACAUGUUUAGCCUUUUAAUGGUAUGUGCGUCAGGGAGUGUGUUUAGGUAGUUGUCAGUGGAUCAGUUUUGACUCUGCUGUUAUAAGUAAGACAAAAAAGUGCCCUAUUUUAGGUGCUCUCUUAUUUUAAACUCCCACUUUGAGACAAAGUAUAAUAGAAUUUUGUUUUCUGGUUGUCUAAUUCCCCAACGGCAAUGCCCCAUUCAACUUAAACUCACAGUGUGUCCGACAGCUCACUGCUGGAAAAUGUACCUGCUGGUUGUAUUUUUGAUUCUGAAAAAAACUUUAUUAUAUAUUUUUUGUUUUGUGUUGGCCAAUGAAAGCCAAUGAUCUGUUUUAAAGAUUUGUAUAUUAACACGUUCAGUUCAGGACUGCAGAUGUGCGCAAUGAAGACAUCUGUAUGCAAUUUUCAGGUGUUUCUAAUGAUUCUCUUUCUGACUGCUGUUUUACAGUAACAAUAAAAGGAAUCUUUCUCCGAAUGCGUCACAAUGA
Messenger RNA from Oryzias latipes (Japanese medaka), 2695 nucleotides. RefSeq names its product ddb1 and cul4 associated factor 11 (gene dcaf11). Gene Ontology annotation, cellular component: Cul4-RING E3 ubiquitin ligase complex. NCBI's taxonomy places the organism in Eukaryota, Metazoa, Chordata, Actinopteri, Beloniformes, Adrianichthyidae. The record is from RefSeq and is a predicted model, not a curated record. Gene Ontology annotation, molecular function: protein binding. Gene Ontology annotation, biological process: proteasome-mediated ubiquitin-dependent protein catabolic process.